Messenger RNA from Penicillium cinerascens, 219 nucleotides. Its product is annotated as polyketide synthase. The transcript has a single exon. The record is from RefSeq and is a predicted model, not a curated record. Lineage: Eukaryota; Fungi; Ascomycota; Eurotiomycetes; Eurotiales; Aspergillaceae. Bases 1 to 219 code for a protein of 72 amino acids.
AUGAAGAGUUUGCACCAGAGACAGACAAUUCUUACCCAUGCGGCGGCUGGUGCCACUGGUUCAGCAGCAAUCCAGUUUGCGAGAUAUCUCGGCGCUGAAAUAUUCACCACGGUGAGCACAAAUGAGAUGAAGCAAUGGUUGACCGAGAACUCAUUUUUCAUAGCCGCGAUAAAGAUCUUGCAAGUCCCAUUCGACCAGUUUGCUCUGGUACCCGUCUGA